Messenger RNA from Diversispora eburnea, 2625 nucleotides. Lineage: Eukaryota; Fungi; Glomeromycota; Glomeromycetes; Diversisporales; Diversisporaceae. The record is from the annotation of a GenBank genome assembly.
AUGGAUAAAAGCACUCGAAAGAAUGGCGCUCGUAGAGUUGCGCCAAAAGUAACACAAAAAUCCAAAAAUCCACCCAUACCCAAACCUAAACCUUCUAAACUUUCAUCCACUCCUUCAAAUAAAAUCGAUAGUGAACCAAAUUCAUCAUCUGAAUUGCCGAAACGAACUCGUGGACCUAAUGUUAAUAGACUUUCAAGUGCUUUCGAGGAUGAACCACAAAUUCGAACUGCUCCUUCUCUUCCCUUGUCUCCUAAAUUACCAGUUCCUAUAGUAACAAAAUCUUAUAUAAAGAAUUCUAAAAGUUUAUUAUCACACGAUAAGACGGGAAAAGAGACAAACUUAAUAAUAGAUGAAUCUCCAAUGAUUUAUGAUGAUAUCAAAGCAAGAUUUCAAAAAAAUGGAGAAAGCAAUCUAAUUAAUUCUUUAACAAAACAUCCCAUAAAUUCUUCAUCAAUUACACGUAUUGUUGAAGAAUCAGAUUUAAAUAAUAUCAGCGAUACAGAUUUAAAUUAUGAAUGGAUUGAAAAAUCAGAAGUAAAUGAUGAUUUUUCUGAAUUUUCAACAAAAAAAGCUAGCAUUGAAGAUUUAUUUUCAAGUAAAAAUUUGAUUCUUCCCAAAGAUUUACCUUUAGAAACAUCAAAGACGUUACCUCCUAUACCGGGAGGAACCACUCCUCCUCUUUCUCCUCCUCUUUCAGCUACUUUUUCAGCAACUCAUUCAGAUCUGUCACAUGUUGAAACAUCAUUACCUACUUGUUCAAGUGAGACAACGUUAGUUGAAGAAGAUGAGCUUUCAAUUGAAAUGAAAAGACGCAGAAGAUUAUGGAAUGUUAUAAAGGAGCUGGUUGAAACUGAGAAUUUAUUUUUGAAAGAUAUGGAAUUAUUAGAAGACGUUUAUUUUAUACAAGCUCAGGAAAUUCCAAUUUUUGAGCCACAUGUUUGUAAAACUAUUUUCAACAAUCUUCCCGACGUAAUUGAUUUUUCUGCAAAUUUUUUGGAAUUAUUGAAAGAGUCUGCUGGAAUUGAAGACUUAGAUAAUGAAGAUGCUGAUAAACAUUUAGAAUUAGAAAAUGAUAAUACUACAAUUGGGGAAAUGUUCGCACAUGUGAUGGAAAAACAUGAAGGGCGAGAAAGUUGGAUAGAACAAGUUUAUGGAGGCUAUUGUAAACGACAUGAGGCCUCUGUUCAGAAACUUCAGGAAUUUGACGGUGACGAAAAUGUUCAAGGAUUUUUACAGAAAUGUAAAACCCAAUGUGAAGGCAAAACCAGAAGUUGGGACAUCGCUAGUCUUUUGAUUAAACCGGUUCAGCGUGUAUUAAAAUAUCCGCUGCUAUUGCAACAAAUUUAUUCCUUAACGAAAUCCACUCAUCCAGAUUAUGAAUAUCUCAAGACUUCAUUACUCGAGAUUACCGAAGUUGCGGGACGUAUUAAUGAAAUAAAAAGACGCAAGGAUAUUGUUGAGAAAAUCGUGGGUAGUAAGAAAAAAUCUGAUGCCGAUUUAAAACAUGCAGCAGGUUUUAUAAAAGCUACUGAAGAUGAACUUUAUAAUGCGCACGUUGAAAAAUUUAAGAAUUUAGAACAACGCGGAAAACAAUUAUCACUAGAAAUAAAAGAAUGGGUUAAGACUGUAAAAGCAUUUUUUGAGGAUCAACAACGUUUUGCUGGAGCAAUCGGGGAUUUUUAUACACUCGGAUCUAAUAAGAAUAAUAGUGAAUAUAAAAAAAUAGUUGAAUACAAAAAUGCUGUUGGUGGUUUCGCGUCAACUUGUGGAAAGGAACAGGAAGAGGCCAUCAAAAAAGUUAUAUAUCCUCAAAUAGAUAAAUAUUUAGCAUUAUUCAAAGCACCUGCAGCACCUGACAAAACGCUUCAACAAUCUGCGAGUGCUUUUGAAUCUAUAUCGGCUCAAUUACAUGAAGAAUUACCCGAAUUCUUUAAAUUAAUGAUUCAAUAUUUUAAUAUAAUUAUUCAAGAAUUUACAAAGAUUCAGUCACGAUUUUAUCAUCAAUUAGGCUUGGAAUUUGGACAAUACUUUAGAAAAUUUGUUAAUUCUCAGAAAUUAGAAGAAAUUUCUUACGAUAGAGAGUUGAUUUGGGAAAAAUUUGAUGUUAUUUCGGAAUAUCAUGAUCAAUUUUAUAUUAAGGAGAAAAUAGAAGAUGAAUUAGAAGCAUUGGUUACAAUAAAAAAGAGUUCAGUUACAGAAAUAAAAAAAACCGAACCUUCAGUAUCUCCGAAGAAAGCAGAAGAUUUAGUGCGUUCAGAUUCUUUCGAUGAUUCAUCAUUUAAUUUUCGAACAAUUAAACAAAAACAACAAAAAUUGGGAGUGCACAAAAAAUAUUUGACUGAUAGUGAACUGGAUAGACGUCAAUCGUCUGAUGCCGAGGAUGAAAUAUUUUAUGAUUCUUUGACAGGAGGAGGAGAAGAGGAAGACGAAGAUGCAUUAUUUUAUGUUGUAGCUACUUAUGAAAAUAAAUCAAAAUAUUCAAGAGAAUUGAACUUCAAAAAGGGAGAUUUACUUAAGGUGAUACAUAUUGAUGAUACGGAGCAAUGGUGGUUUGGGAUUAAUGAAGAUAAAGAAAAAGGAUGGAUAGAUCCAGCAUAUGUAGAUCGACUCGAAGAUGAAUAUUGA